Molecule: messenger RNA, 1293 nt
Organism: Diorhabda sublineata
Lineage: Eukaryota; Metazoa; Arthropoda; Insecta; Coleoptera; Chrysomelidae
Product: phosphoglycerate mutase 2-like
Exons: 4
Coding region: 238-1131 (297 amino acids)
Biological process (GO): glycolytic process
Molecular function (GO): intramolecular phosphotransferase activity
Source: RefSeq, a predicted model, not a curated record
UAAAAUUCAAAAUCAUACUUUUUAAGUACUAUUUUUCUAACAGUUAUCGAAUAUACAUUCUUAAAUUAAUUAUAAUUAUGUAAAUCUAUUAAUUUUAAUUGUUAAUUUAACGUAAAUUACCUGUUUUUAAAAUUUAAAUAUUACACCAUUUUUAAUAUUUAGUCUCCUCUUAUUUGAGAUUAUUCAUAAAAAUAUGUAAAUCUUAACUAAACUGCUUAAUACGGUUCUGGCUUAAAAAUGACAUUCGGUGCGCAAGCGUCAAAAUUACAGUGUCUAUUCAUCAAAUUACACGUUCUACUAAAACGUUCGAAAAAUCCUCAAAACAUGGCGGAUUGUCCGACUAAAAGCAAAUGUCAAACAUCUAUGGGAAAAACUUUUAGAAUAGUAAUGGUACGACACGGGGAAUCCGAAUGGAAUAAACUGAAUCUUUUUUGUGGAUGGUUUAACGCCGACCUCAGCGACAGAGGUAGAGAAGAAGCCGUCAGGGCCGGACAGGCCAUUAAAGAUAUGGGUUUAAAAUUCGAUUUAGCGUUCGCGUCCGUAUUAAAACGAUCUCAGGAUACGUUAAAAUCGGUUUUAGAAACUAGCGGACAAAGUUCUAUACCCGUUGAGUACACUUGGAGGUUAAAUGAACGACAUUAUGGAGGAUUAACAGGAUUAAAUAAAGUGGAAACAGUUGAAAAAUACGGGGAAGAACAAGUACAGAUAUGGCGUAGAAGUUUCGACGUACCGCCUCCGCCGAUUACACCCGAAAAUCAAUAUUACAACACGAUUUUAAACGAUCCUAUAUACGCGAACGGACCACCGAAGGAUCAAUUUCCCAUGUUUGAAUCCCUUAAAUUAACCAUAGAAAGAACAAUGCCGUUUUGGAACGAAAAAAUCGUACCAGCUUUGAAAAGCGGUAAAAGGAUCAUAAUUGCGGCACAUGGGAACAGUUUAAGAGGAAUCGUUAAACAUCUGGAUCAAAUUUCAAACGAAGACAUCGCACAGUUGAAUCUACCUACCGGAAUACCAUUUAUGUAUACUCUAGAUGAAAAUAUGAAGCCGAUAGAGAGUAUGAAAUUCCUAGGGGAUCCGGAAACCGUUAAAAAAGCAAUGGAAGAGGUCGCUAAUCAAAUAAAAAAGAAAUAAAACGAUGCAGAUUACAAUACAGGACUUUAAACUGGUUUCAAUAAUGUUUUUAAUAAAAUUUUAUUGCUUUUCUAACAUUAUAUUUAAAUGCAAAUAUAUAGCACUAUAUUAUCCACAUAUUUAAACUAAACUAGUUUUAAAUCAGCAAUAAAUAUAGAAAAA